GGUAAAGCGGUCCAUUCACUCCUCCAACCUGCCUCUCCUCAGCUCUAAUUACACGUGAGGCUCCCCGCACCGCCUGCCGUGGAGCGACGUGUGAGUUUAAGACCCCAGUAUCUGAACAGACGGGGAGAGGGGCUUCUCUGCACCGGCGCGGGGAGAGGACGGUUGGAGCCAGCUCGUGGGGCUAUCCUCGGAAGACUUUCCUUUCGGAGGAGAAGGGGUGGAGCGACACGUGGGCUUGGGGGGCACGCCCCCAGCCACAGGACCUGGCUGCCACCGUCCCGUCUCGCUCCGGCUUCCUAUCCUGCGCCCACGCCUCGCGCCUGUCCCCGGGCAAACUCUGAGCCCAGGGCGGGUGGGGCCGAGGGUGAGGGAGUCGAAAGCCGACAGAGCCAGGAGUGGGAGGGGAAGACGAGACGCCAGGAACGCCCCCGGAGUGAUGAGGGGAGGAGAGCGCGGGGGCCACCCGGAGAAGCGAGACAGAGAGAGGGACCCGGCCCCCUACCCCAGUCCCCUCCAAGCCAACCGGGGAAACACGGACGACCCGCCAAGCCGGCGCAGCUGCGGGACACGGCCCCCCGCGCGCUCCAACCAGACCGCGACCGCUAAGCCUAAGCCCCUCCUUCCGAGGAACUCCGGAGCCGCCCCUGGAAGUGGCGGGGCGGAGGCACCCGAGAAGCGACGCUCGGCGGCGAAGGAGCCGAACGGCGCGGGCCGGGAGGCCGGCAUGGAAGGCGCGGCGGGUGACCCGUACCGGCGACCCGCGCGGCGCACCCAGUGGCUGUUGAGCGCCCUGGCGCACCACUACGGGCUGGACCGCGGCGUGGAGAACGAGAUCGUGGUGCUGGCCACCGGCCUGGACCAGUACCUGCAGGAGGUCUUCCACCACCUGGACUGCCGCGGCGCCGGCCGCCUGCCCCGCGCCGACUUCCGCGCGCUCUGCGCCGUGCUGGGGCUGCGCGCCGAGGGGGCCGCCGCCGGGGAGGCCUCCGGGGAUGCGGCCGCCCGAGACGCGAACCCGGGGGAUGCGGCCGCCGGGGACGCGGCCGCCGGGGUGGCCACCGACGGGGACGCAGAUGCCGAAGAGGAGGCGCGCCUGGCGCUGCGCGCGGACCCGCCCGAGCUCACCUUCCGCCAGUUCCACGCGCGCCUCUGCGGCUACUUCGGCACGCGCGCGGGGCCCCGGCUGCCCCGCGGCGCUCUCAGCGAACACAUCGAGACGCAGAUCCGCCUGCGCCGCCCGCGCCGCCGCCGCCGCACCCCCCACACGCCGGGCCCGGACGGCGGCCCCAACUGCCCCGACGGCGGCCGGGACGGCGAGCGCCUGGCGCGGUUGGAGGAGGAGAACGGCAGCCUGCGCGAGUUGGUGGAGGACCUGCGGGCCGCGCUGCAGAGCAGCGACGCUCGCUGCCUAGCGCUGCAGGUCGGCCUCUGGAAGAGCCAGGCGGGCGCGCAGGAGGCGGGGCGCGUUGGGCCCGAGGUGGCGGCGCGGGAGCUGCGGCAGGCGCGGGGCGCCCUGGCGGUGGCCGAGGCCCGCGCGGGGCGGCUGCGCCAGGGCCAGGUCGAGGUUCGGCGACGCGCCGAGGAGGCCCGGGAGGCGGUGCUGCGCAGCCUGGGCCGCGUGCGCGAGCUCGAAGCGCUGGCGAGACAGGUGCCCGGCCUGCAGCGCUGGGUGCGGCGGCUGGAGGGUGAGCUGCGGCGCUACAGGUGAG
This is a messenger RNA of Lynx canadensis (Canada lynx), 1709 nucleotides long. RefSeq names its product EF-hand and coiled-coil domain-containing protein 1-like. The transcript has 2 exons. Gene Ontology annotation, molecular function: calcium ion binding. NCBI's taxonomy places the organism in Eukaryota, Metazoa, Chordata, Mammalia, Carnivora, Felidae. The record is from RefSeq and is a predicted model, not a curated record. Bases 437 to 1708 code for a protein of 423 amino acids.